Chara braunii is the source of this 1182-nucleotide messenger RNA. Lineage: Eukaryota; Viridiplantae; Streptophyta; Charophyceae; Charales; Characeae. The record is from the annotation of a GenBank genome assembly.
GGCGGCGGUGAACGUCGUUUUUUGUCUUCGAAGGACGUGAUGGACGGCGAUGGACCUGCUGUGCUGUCGACGACGGAGAAGACAGCUGUCGCGGCGGCUGCGGUUGCCGUUGUCCAUCGUUUCCAAAUCGAGAGUGCGGCCGGGCGCAUGAAGGCAGCGCUUUCGAGGCGGUGGCAGAGGCUACUGCUGCAAAGGGUGUUGGACGCCCCGGACUGCAUCACCACAUCCCAAGCCGUGGUUCAGCUGUGUGCUGCAAUCGGGUGCGGUUUGCUUCCUCGGGCGACGCCACGUUGGUGGAUGCGGCGGAGAUCUGGCGGGACUUGGGAGGAUUUACGGGUGUGCGAUGACGCGACAGACGACUACUUCCGGGAAAAGCUCCGUAUGUCCAGGAGAGUGUUCAUGGAGAUCAGCAAAGCAUGUGCGCCUCAUGUGCAGCGGCAGGUGACGUUUUACAGGGAGCCACUACAGCCGGAGCAGAUCGUCGCGUACGCGCUGUAUAGGUGGGGCACAGGAGAGUCUUACGAUAACAGGACAUCAUCCUUCAACAUGGGCAGGACUUCCAGAGUUCGAGCCGUUGUGGUGGACCUGGAUCUGCGCGUCCUUGAUGUGUUCGUCGGAUAUCUGGGUAGUUGCCACGACAUUAGGGUGAUCCAGUUGUCAAGUCUGUCGAGGCGUGCGGAAGAGGGAUUGCUGUUUCGUGGGCCGCCUGUGACGCCGCCGGGAGGGGUGACGACGAACGAAUACAUCUUGGGCGACAACGGGUAUCCUCCUUCUGAGUGGGUGGUGGUGCCGUACGGAGGAAUCAAUCAGCACCCGGACGAGGAAAGGUUUGACACGAAGCAGAAGGUCGCAAGAGGGGCCGUGGAGAGGGCGUUCGGGAGGUUGAAAGGGAUGUGGAGGCUCUUCCUGCGAACGCACAAGACGAACCUCGACAGUCUGCCGCAACAGUUCACGGAGGUAUGCAUUCUCCACAACAUCCUGCUCAAUGCAGGAAUCGAGUUCGACGAGAAUCUGUUGUGGGAGGUCGACGCGAACGGGGUGAGGCGGCGAGUGGACCUAGGGAUUCAUCGCCCCCCGCAGACAGUGUCAAUGUUGACUUCGACGCGCGAGGCUCAUGCGCUCCGCAAUGCACUGGCGCAGCGGAUGAAACAUGUUUGAUCCAGCCAGCCGCCUACCUGUUCG